This is a messenger RNA of Castor canadensis (American beaver), 3805 nucleotides long. The record is from RefSeq and is a predicted model, not a curated record. Lineage: Eukaryota; Metazoa; Chordata; Mammalia; Rodentia; Castoridae.
GAUGAAGCAGCAGCACAGCCGCUGAAUCUCUCAUCCAGACCUAAGACAGCAGAGCCUGUGAAGUCCCCAACAUCUCCCUCCCAGAGCCUCUUCCCAGCCAGCAAAACCAGCCCUGUAAAUCUGCCAAAUAAAAGCAGCAUCCCUAGCCCCAUUGGAGGAAGCUUGGGAAGAGGAUCCUCUUUAGAUAUCCUGUCCAGUCUCAACUCUCCUGCCCUAUUUGGAGAUCAGGAUACAGUGAUGAAAGCCAUUCAGGAGGCUCGGAAGAUGCGAGAACAAAUCCAGCGGGAGCAACAGCAGCAGCAGCCACAUGGUGUUGAUGGAAAGCUAUCCUCCAUGAAUAAUAUGGGGCUGAACAACUGCAGGAAUGAAAAGGAAAGAACACGCUUUGAGAAUUUGGGGUCCCAGUUGACAGGAAAGUCAAGUGAAGAUGGAAAGCUGGGCCCAGGUGUCAUCGACCUUACUCGACCAGAAGAUGCAGAAGGAAGUAAAGCGGUGAAUGGCUCUGCAGCUAAACUACAGCAGUAUUAUUGUUGGCCAACAGGAGGUGCCACCGUGGCUGAAGCACGAGUCUACAGGGAUGCCCGCGGCCGUGCCAGCAGUGAGCCACACAUCAAGCGACCAAUGAAUGCAUUCAUGGUCUGGGCGAAGGAUGAGAGGAGGAAAAUCCUUCAGGCCUUCCCCGACAUGCACAACUCCAACAUUAGUAAAAUCUUAGGCUCUCGCUGGAAAUCUAUGUCCAACCAGGAGAAGCAGCCCUAUUAUGAAGAGCAGGCCCGGCUAAGCAAGAUCCACUUAGAGAAGUACCCAAACUAUAAAUAUAAGCCCCGUCCGAAGCGCACCUGCAUUGUUGAUGGCAAAAAGCUCCGAAUUGGGGAAUAUAAGCAAUUGAUGCGGUCCCGGCGACAGGAGAUGAGGCAGUUCUUCACUGUGGGGCAACAGCCUCAGAUUCCAAUAACCACAGGAACAGGUGUUGUGUAUCCUGGUGCUAUUACUAUGGCAACGACCACACCAUCACCUCAGAUGACAUCUGACUGCUCUAGCACCUCUGCCAGUCCGGAGCCCAGCCUCCCGGUCAUCCAGAGCACUUAUGGCAUGAAGACGGAUGGUGGAAGUUUAGCUGGAAAUGAAAUGAUUAAUGGAGAGGAUGAAAUGGAAAUGUAUGAUGACUAUGAAGACGACCCCAAAUCAGACUAUAGCAGUGAAAACGAAGCCCCAGAGGCUGUCAGUGCCAACUGAGGAGUUUUGUUUGCUGAAUUAAAAUACUCUGACAUUUCACCCCCCUCCCCAACAAAAAGUUCUUAAAGAGCCCGCAUGCAUUUGUGGCUCCACAAUUACAUCAGCAGAAUGGUCUUAAUUGUUUCGUAAAGUGUGAGACAGAUUGUUUUCCCUGAUUUUUCAUGAACUUGAGUUUUUUGUCGUUAUUGUUAUUGUUGUUGUUGUUGUUUUUUUAAUUUAGGUGAAGACAUAUUAAAUAUGAGACACCAGGACUUGAAAACUUAUCUCAACCCAUAGCUGUCUUACAGUCUUAUAUUUUUGUCUUACUUUUUUUUUCUUUUGGAUGUUGAUAAAGGUUUAAGUUACUGUUUUAGAUGGGGUUAAACAUUCUCACUCAGGUAUGCUGUGCCGGCCUACAGGUUGUGAAUGUGUUUUUAUUCUGAAUUACUUUAGAAAACAACUGAGGAUUUCGUAUUGUGACACAGGACAAGUCCAUGGCGUGUGCAGCUGCAUGCAGAGCAUAUUCAAAAGGCCUCGGAAUUCCAUUUUUCCACAUGUAGAGUUAAACUUUGAAUGUGCCAAACUUUUUCAUAACUUUUGAAUCUUAAUAUUUUGAAAGUCUUAAAGGAGACACUGCAAAGUCUUAGACAAUCUUUGACAUCUUAAAAUGAAAUAGCAAACCACAUUUUUUUUCAGUAAAUGGUAAAGUACUCAGGAAUCUGGAGACAAGAUAUUGUAAGGAAUGAACAAGGUUGCCACAGUGCAUGUACCCAAUUGUGUUUGCCUCUUGAUGUGCCAUCAGUGCGUGACGUGGUAUGACAGAAACACACCAGAGCAAUCACCACACCAGAUAACCAACAUGGUGGUCUCCCCUGACUGAGACCACCUCUCACUACAUCCAUUAUCCCUUUGCCUUUAGCCCUGACAUUCAGUCUUAACACAUUUUCUCUUAAAUAAUUUAUUCAUUCCAGAAUGUCAAGGGUCCACUUACUAUUUAUUUUUAAAAAUUGUUGGUGGCAUUAAUUUAAUAAUUUUUGUUUUUCACCCUCUUUCCCUGAAGAACUUUCAGUCCUUUUUCCACCUCCUUCUCCUGAUAGAUAUAAAAGGUGUACAUAGUGAUUUUAUGUCCCCAGAGCAUCUGGAAAGCAUUUCUGAAACAAGACACUAUUAAAUACCUACAUUGUUUGUAAAUCUGUCUGCAGGGCAGAUUUGGGUAUAGGUGUGCAAUCUUAAACUUAAACAUAUAUGCCCCUGAGGUUCACUGUGACCUGAAAUCUUUGACCAGAGUUUCCCCCUAAUUCAGUUUGCAGCAAGUGGUUGGAUCUGCAUCAGUGGCAUUUCCCCUGAAUCCCGUUCAUCAUCAGAGAGGGUCAAUAGGAGUGACUGCUAGGCAGGAGCGUCUUGCAGCCAACCUGAACCCCAAGGCUUAUGGGCCAUAUGGGAGUCCACAGUGGAGCUGUCAUGGACUGGCACUUUUACACUGAGUUGCCUUUCUAAACUGGCAAAAUCUCCAGGAUAUAAGAAGCCACCUGACAGCCUCGAAGCAAAGACAGAGGCAAAUAGUCAUAAAAGAAAACCAUAGGGAAGGAGAAGGGGGAAAUACAUUCCCUAUAUGGCAUGUUCCUAUUGUUAACCCUGGGGAACAGAGAGCUCGUGGGGCAGCAUACCAGUUCCUCUGGCUGACCCUUCUUACCCAUGGCUGGAUGGGGGACCUGCCUACAUGUGAGGAAAAUAACCUGCACUUGUCACUCAAGGAGUGCUCUGGAGACAUUCUGCUAGGUUGAGAGGCAGUGGAAUUUUAUCCCCCAUCACCUUCCUACAGGGAGCUCUGCUACACCAUUUUGACAUCCCUGAACCUGCUACGCCAUUUUGACAUCCCUGAACCAGGCCUGGUUGCCUAUAGUGGAGCUCACCCAGACUGGGUUAGCAGGAGAGUUUCAGUAGAUAGAACAAUUUGCCUCAUGGGACAACCCAGAAUCUCAACACCAGAACAUAGGAACAGCCCCAUCAGAUUUCUUGAGCCAUUUUGUCACUUGGAAGAAAAUAGUAUACCUUUAUAUUUAUUUAAAGAGUGCUCCAGGCCAUACCUAAUAGCAAUAAAUAGGUCUAGCCAAGAUAUUACUGGCUCUGUCUUUAACUGGGAGUGCUCUCUAUAAGCUGUUUAAGGUACUGAUAGGAAUGUUUUGUUCUUAAUAUUGGUUGGGGAUUGGAAUUUUGUUUUUGUACAUUUUAUUUCAAAUGAGGAGGAGGUCAUUUUUCUCAAAAAAUGAGUAUUUAUUAUGUCUUACUGAUUUCUUUGAUUAUAUACCUCUCCUCGGUUCAUUCUCUUGUUUUCUCUCUUUGGCUUUUGCUCUCUCACUCUUUUUUUUCCUUUUUAAAUCAUGUUGCAUUGGUAGAGUGUUGUAUGGCUAGCAUUGUAUUGUAUGUAAUUAAUUUUGCACAAAGGCAAACAUUUAGCAUAGUAGGUUAAUUUUGUUUGUUUUUAUGACCUGCCAAAAUAAUAUUCUGGGCUGGUGGAGAACAAAAGACUGUUCUUUAGGACUGAAACUUGAUUUUGCUUGUAGUAAGAGAAAAAAAAACAAAAAACACA